AUGACGAAAGACUCUGGCGAUGCGGUCGGAAAACCUCGAUACGGACUUGCUGACGAGGGGAGUGACCAGUUCGCCCUCGUCCUCAAACCCGUACUCUGGUUUUCCAAGCUGCGAGAGCACAUCGACGGUGUCGCAUUGAGCCCUAUCAUCGCCGUCGAGAUUGUCCGCAUUGUCGAGUUUGGUAAAGAGGACAACCUUGGCUCAACGCUGGUGAUCGCGAGGUUGAGAGGCUCCGGCGAUGCGCUUUCCGAACCGAAGGAGCGCGUCGAUGAUGUCGCGUUUAAGCAGGAAAAGGUGAAAACCUUGACACGGACUCGAUGA
Fomitiporia mediterranea MF3/22 is the source of this 321-nucleotide messenger RNA. RefSeq lists its product as uncharacterized. NCBI's taxonomy places the organism in Eukaryota, Fungi, Basidiomycota, Agaricomycetes, Hymenochaetales, Hymenochaetaceae. The transcript has 3 exons. The record is from RefSeq and is a predicted model, not a curated record. The coding region runs from base 1 to 321 and encodes 106 amino acids.